AUGCAAGCUCCGCCAUCUGAGUCGGACGGAUGGAUUGAGUCGGGACUCAGUCCGGCCGGCCCUGCUGUCAACCGUGUCUCCAAAUCAUGGAGACUCUUCACCAGCUUUUCCGCCGCCCUUCUGCUGGUAGGCUAUCUGAUUCUAUCGGUGGUCUUUGGCGACCCCAGCGAAACCCUCCGUGUUAAUAUUACCAUCUCCACCAUUAUCGCCUUGUUCUUCAUCGGCGUGUCCUAUGUCGCCUCGAUCGCGAUCGCAUUCUUUCAGCGCAAACGCAAACUCUUCCUCUUGCAUUCGUUGUUUCUGCCAUAUUUGGUAGCCAACCUGGUUGCCCUCUUUGACGUCCUAUUUAAUAUCUUUAGUCGCAAUUUGCUCCCUCUGAACGCCAUCCGAGUUGUGGGCAUCGGCUUGCCGUGUGCCUUUUCCGUCAUCUACGGUCUCGCCUCCUUCUUGAUCUACCGCGAAUACGGACCUAGCCAGGGCCAUCGGGCCGAGGACGGGACCCCGUUACUGAGUCAAGAGGAGAUGACGCGACGCCAACUCCUGCGACUGCUGCAGGAGCAAAACAACAAUGCCUCGCCAGGCCUGCCGCCUAAUACCACCUAUCGAUUAGAAAGAGUACCUGGUCUGGACCCAGUCCCCAAGAGCUGGGAUCCGCACCUCAGUCCGCACCUCAGUCCACACCUCAGUCCGCCCCCUCGUCGACCACCUGGAGUAGUUUGGGCCAAACUAUGGUCUGAUGAGAAAUAA
Penicillium macrosclerotiorum is the source of this 747-nucleotide messenger RNA. RefSeq lists its product as uncharacterized. Bases 1 to 747 code for a protein of 248 amino acids. The transcript is spliced from 3 exons. NCBI's taxonomy places the organism in Eukaryota, Fungi, Ascomycota, Eurotiomycetes, Eurotiales, Aspergillaceae. The record is from RefSeq and is a predicted model, not a curated record.